AUGGAGGCGGCGGCGGUUCCAGCGGCCUCCUCCGGCGCCUUGGUGCCAGCUGCCGCCGCGGGCACCGCCGUGGUGACGGGGAAGGAGGCGACCCCGCCGGCCCCGAAGCGCCCGAAGAAGAUCCUGGAUGAGGAGGCCUACAUCGAGAGUUUAGAGAAGAUCAUUCAGCGAGACUUCUUUCCUGAUGUGGAGAAGUUGCGAGCGCAGAAGGAAUAUCUGGAGGCUGAGGAAAACGGUGACUUGGAGAAAAUGAGACAAAUUGCUAUCAAGUUUGGCUCCUCCUUGGGCAAAUCAUCGAGGGACACACCUGCACCCUAUGUUACACCAGCCACGUUUGAAACCCCAGAAGUGCAUCCAGGUGGCCUUCCACUGGGGAAUAAAUCCAAAGCUGGCAUCAAAGCUGCAGAGGAAGGAGAAGCAGAAAAAGGUGAUAAAGAUGCACUUCCCAGUCUGGACAGCUUCUUAGCAAAACACACGAGUGAAGAUAAUGCUUCGUUUGAGCAGAUCAUGGAAGUGGCCAAAGAGAAGGAGAAAGUCAAGCAUGCUUGGCUGUACAGUGCAGAAGAGGAGUAUGCCCAGCGACGAAAUGAGAACCUGGCACUUCCUUCAGCAGAGCAGCAAGCUCUGGAGAAUGUGAAAGCCGGACUGGAGACCUGGGAGUACACGGCUCGAAAUACCCUCAUGUAUUAUCCGACAGGUGUACCUGAUGAGGAUGAUGCAUUUAAGAAGCCCAGGGAAGUUGUCCAUCGAAACACCCGUUUUGUGAAGGACCCUUUUAGCCAAGCCGUGAGCAAAUCACAGCUCCAACAAGCUGCAGCCCUCAAUGCUCAGUACAAACAGGGCAAAGUGGGACCAGAUGGGAAAGAACUGAUACCCCAAGAGUCUCCAAAAGUGAAUGGAUAUGGAUAUGUGGCUACCCCCUCUCCUGCCCCUGGUGUGAAUGAGUCUCCUUUUAUGACAUGGGGUGAAAUCGAAAGCACCCCUUUGCGUCUAGAAGGGUCAGAAACGCCAUAUGUGGACAGAACACCUGGACCAGCCUUCAAGAUCCUGGAGCCUGGGCGCCGUGAGAGGUUAGGACUCAAGAUGGCCAAUGAAGUGGCAGCUAAAAACCGAGCAAAGAAGCAGGAAGCACUUCGAAAAGUGACAGAAAACUUGGCCAGCCUCACUCCGAAAGGACUAAGCCCAGCAAUGUCACCAGCUUUGCAAAGACUAGUAAACAGGACUGCAAGUAAAUAUACCGACAAAGCCCUGCGAGCCAGCUAUACUCCUUCCCCAGCCCACACAGGAACUCCUGGUUACAAGACCCCAGCAAGUGGGCCUCAUACACCCACAAGCACCCCACAGUCUAGGACAGUGUCUCAGACGCCGGUAUCUCAGGAUACUACAUCGAUCACAGACAAUUUACUGCAGCUUCCUAAAAGAAGGAAGGCAUCUGAUUUCUUCUGAAUAUUCUGGUCACCAGCAAGGUGACAGUGAACUGGCUGUGCUCAGCUGUCUGCAAACUGGAUGUUGUGAGCCACUGGUAGUAAGGGGUGUCUAGAUACAGCUGCCAGAAUGGAAGCCAGCAGUUACAAGAUCUGGGACCAGCGCUACUCUAGACUAUAUAGCUAAAAUAGCCUGUGAUGUGCUUUUUGGAAGCAGAAUAUCUCCUGCUGUAGUAUAACUUCCCUUUGAACUGCAUGGAUGGGAUGCACAGGGCUGCUGUAGCAAAAGGAUGCUUCCUGCAAUGGCAGAGAAGAUUCUGGACUCUUGGAAAAUGGCAAUAAUUUCUUAAAGAUAUAUUUCUUUUUCAGAUGGCCGUGCAUUUAAAUACAUUUCUGUACAGAUAUGUCUAUUUAUAAAAUGUGGUUAGCCUUCCUAAAAGGUUGAACUGGA
Molecule: messenger RNA, 1875 nt
Organism: Gymnogyps californianus (California condor)
Lineage: Eukaryota; Metazoa; Chordata; Aves; Accipitriformes; Cathartidae
Gene: ESS2
Product: ess-2 splicing factor homolog
Exons: 10
Coding region: 1-1446 (481 amino acids)
Cellular component (GO): catalytic step 2 spliceosome
Source: RefSeq, a predicted model, not a curated record